Molecule: messenger RNA, 1226 nt
Organism: Spodoptera litura
Lineage: Eukaryota; Metazoa; Arthropoda; Insecta; Lepidoptera; Noctuidae
Source: RefSeq, a predicted model, not a curated record
CUUAUCAAUUGACUCACGCUAUUGUGUAUGCAGUGAUCGCGGCAUUCAGGUGCUGGUCGCAAAUUACACAUUAAAACAUUUAUUUAUUUUAUAAUUAUCUGGAGUGAGAGAGGAUCCAGCAACAUCGUUUCUGUGACCACAAGAUGACUGAAAACGAACCUGCACGGAGCUUCGAGCUGGGCGACGACAGCGACAAUAUGUCCGAGGUUGAGAAUGCCAAAGAACAGUCUCCGGGAGCAAGUGAUGCCGCUGGUAGCAGUCAAAGUACGCCACCACCUCCACAACCGCCACCACCGCCAGCACCCGAUGCUGAAGCUGGCAACAUAUUCGAUGAAAUUCUCCAAUACUUCGCGAAGCAAUAUCCUGCACAGCGUUUUCCUCCCGAUGUUGCGCGCCUUGUGGACAGGUGUCGCCAGGAGGCAAGUAGAUUGGUUGCGAGUGCCAACGCACAGUCUACGGGAUCAAGUUAUGUCGCUGGCAGCAACCAGAAUGAUGCUGUACAGGGUUCAUCACCACCACCACCGCCACCGCUACCGCCACCACCGCAGGCACGGCCGCUACCACCGCCACUAGAGCGGAUGCGACUUAUAACCGCUAGCCCACCGCUACAUGCCAAACAGCCGUCAGUCUAUGAGAGCUCGGAAAUAUCACUUCGCAAAUUAUUAAGGAAUCGCGAGAAAACCAGAGGCAUGCCUCCAGUUACGGGAGAUGAUUUGACACUAGUCGAGUUAAGUAAAUUUUUGUACGAACUCGAAAAGGUGAAGCUCUAUCAUGAGAGUGAGAUACAGAGGCUACUGGAGGUAGGACGACUCCAACAUGUUCACCAAUACACUGUGCUGUUAGAGCAAUCGUUAAGAACGAUACUGGGGAACGUACAUGAAGCACGGAUGCGACGACCAAAUCAGGAAUCUGGGAUGCGACGACUCGAAUUUGUUCGCGAAUACUUCGAGUUGUUACAUCAAUUGAAUACUGUUACUCAACGCAUCACUGCUGAAAUAGCACAGUAUCGACAGUGAACUGUCCUCGUGUUACGUUGUAUUAAACGUAAACCAAAUUUUAUUUUUUUAUACGAUUUCUAUGUGAUCUUAAUGAAAUUUUUUGAGAAGAAAACACCUAUUAAUACUUUGCAUGAUCCAGGAAUCGAAACCGAGACCCACGUUCGCCAAUUGCACUUACCGUCAUUUCACCAGGCCUCUUGUGUAUGCAUAUUAAAUGAUUGAACAAAA